AUGAAUCUUGAAGAUACUACAAGGAGUUCAAUAUCUAGAGAUAGUGGAUUUACCAGUCCUGUUACGUUGGGUUCACCAUUAGAACUAGAGUACAAUAGCUUUCAACAUCAAUCUUCACAAUACGGAAUAGACACUUCAGCUUUGCAAAUGCCAAGCACUACUACAACAACAAUCGAACCAAAUUUUGCCCAAGAAUUUUCAUAUGCCUGGAAUAGCAUUGUACCU
Molecule: messenger RNA, 225 nt
Organism: Iphiclides podalirius (scarce swallowtail)
Lineage: Eukaryota; Metazoa; Arthropoda; Insecta; Lepidoptera; Papilionidae
Source: the annotation of a GenBank genome assembly